This is a messenger RNA of Soboliphyme baturini, 534 nucleotides long. The record is from the annotation of a GenBank genome assembly. NCBI's taxonomy places the organism in Eukaryota, Metazoa, Nematoda, Enoplea, Dioctophymatida, Soboliphymatidae.
AUGCUCGUCUUCCUUCCGAUAUGGACUUCCUUGCAAACCGCCCUAAAAUCUUCCGGUUCGAGGCGGGCGGUCAUUCGCUCGGUGAGGUCUGAGGUGGCGUUGCUAACACCUGAAAAAAGUAUCACUGCGGCUAACGAGAACGAGGAACGAGGACGUCUCGGCGGCGGUGUCUGCCGUUGUCCUGCUUGCACCGUCUCAACAGAAGCUCUUAAGCAUUCUUCAGCUCGAAAGUUCAAAUCACGACGAUUGCCAUUAAAACCGCCCAUAACCGUCGUUCCUCGACGCUUCCUCUGGUGGCAAUUUCGCGACGGAAUCGGUUGCGGAAGGCGGAACGAGCGUCCGGAUCCUCAAAGUCUACGCUUGAUAAUGAAAAAGCCGUCCAUGACGACCGUCCGGCCGGCCGACAGAUCGAUUGCUUCCCAACUGAGGAUUCGUCUGGAACAGAUGAGGUUUUGCUGCUUGAGGCCACAAAACAGGAGCAAUAAGUUCAUAUUCUUAACGUCACGAAGAACAAGGAGGACGCCACGUGGCUGA